AUUCUGCUCCAUGCUCCGCCCCAGUAACUUUGGGAACAACCCCGCUGGGUGGAUGGUGCGCUUAGGAUUUAAAGACUGGUUCCGAGUUUAUCUGCAUUCCACCUCGUUCAUCAUUCAGCCGAAGUUCCGCACGCAACACCAAGAAAAUCUCCAGGGCAGAAGCUCCUCUAUCUGAUUGCAAGUACUGUUGCAGGACCAUUUCGGUUUAAGGAAACACUUCGUCAGCUGCAAGCAGGUUGAAACAUGCCAAACUACAAGUUGACCUACUUUAAAAUAAGAGGGCGAGCUGAGACUGCUCGUUAUAUUUUUGCAUACAGUGGAAUAAACUACGAAGACAACACCAUUGACAUAAUGGAUUGGCCUAAUAUAAAACAAUCUCUGCUCUUUCAACAAAUUCCGAUUCUGAAGGUGGACAAAACUGAAAUCAAUCAGAGCUCUGCUAUUGCAAGAUAUUUGGCCAGAGAAACAGGCAUAGCAGGAAAAAGCAACCUUGAACAAGCUCAAGCAGAUGCCAUUGUGGACACAAUAAAUGAUUUCAUGAAUAUGUUCCCCUGGACUGAAAAGGACCCAAUUGUGAAACAAAAGAUAACAGACGAUGUUUUUGCCAAUAAUAUCCCUUUGUUACUGGAUGGUUUGAGCAAGCUCUUGGGAGAUCGAAUGUGGUUUGUUGGUGAUUCAGUUACCUGGGCUGAUUUUCACUGGGCCGUCUGUUCCAUCACCCUCACUAAUCUAAAUAUUGAUAUCUUGCACAACUAUCCCAAAUUAUUAGCUUUGAAAGAACGUGUGGAAGCUCUUCCUAAAAUUGCAGCCUGGAUAGAACAGAGACCAAAAACUGCAUUGUAAAAUUACAGCUUUCACUUAAAAUGCCUAGUACAUGAAAUGAAACCUUAUUUUCUACAAUGGUUUAAUUCUUUAAGCAUUAUUUCCAAUAAGAGUCCUGGUUCUGCAAUAAUUGUUAUAGAUUACAAAUCUAUAAAUUCCUAAGUUCCUCAUUUAUUAACCUUUUGACAUGGAUUAAGCUUGUAUUCUCAAGUCAAGAGGGUUAAAGGGUGAUCGAGUGGAGAUGUUUAAUAAUUAUAGUCUGUGAUAGGAUAAGAAGCAAGACAUCAAGGGGCGUAUGCUUCAAGUUAGAGCUAAGCCAUCUGGGUUAUAUCAGGAAGGACUUCCUUCACAAAAGGGCAGUAGAAAUCUCUCCCCAAAAUAUCCUUAAGUCGACGACAAGAAAUAGUUGGAAGUGCCAUAACAGAGGUGGAUAAACUUUGGUUGACGAUGUAGCUAUGGAGUGGAACCAAGUUAUGUAAAUGAAGGCAAAGAUCAGUCAUGAUCUCAUCAAAUGCCAAUACAGGCUCAAAGGAGUUGAAUGGUCUACUGCUGUCCUUGUAUUAAUACAUUAGCAUUUGGCUUUAAUCAUUGCUGUAAUGUUUUGAGUGCAACUGAGAGGGCUCUUGUGGUGCAAUGGUAGUACCCCUACCUCUGGAUCAGACAGCCUAGCUUCAAGUCCCACCUGCUCCAAAGCUGUGCCAGAAUAGGUUGGUG
Molecule: messenger RNA, 1536 nt
Organism: Rhincodon typus (whale shark)
Lineage: Eukaryota; Metazoa; Chordata; Chondrichthyes; Orectolobiformes; Rhincodontidae
Gene: gstp1.1
Product: glutathione S-transferase pi 1.1
Exons: 6
Coding region: 244-843 (199 amino acids)
Biological process (GO): glutathione metabolic process
Molecular function (GO): glutathione transferase activity
Source: RefSeq, a predicted model, not a curated record